This is a messenger RNA of Drosophila eugracilis, 1281 nucleotides long. It is a transcript of the gene Cyp6w1, whose product is annotated as probable cytochrome P450 6w1. Gene Ontology annotation, biological process: insecticide catabolic process; response to DDT. Lineage: Eukaryota; Metazoa; Arthropoda; Insecta; Diptera; Drosophilidae. Gene Ontology annotation, molecular function: iron ion binding; oxidoreductase activity, acting on paired donors, with incorporation or reduction of molecular oxygen; heme binding. The transcript has 3 exons. The record is from RefSeq and is a predicted model, not a curated record.
AUGUCGACCGAACUACUAUUUCUUUUCGGAACAUUAGCGAUAGUUUUUUAUAUUUGGCAAAAACGGACAUAUUCAUUUUGGUAGCGCCAUGGGAUGAAAUGCAUUCGAUCGCUGCCCGUUCUGGGUAACACCCGCGAGUUUCUAACCGGCCGAGUGCCGUUCUUCGAAAAGAUCCAAAAGUUUCACCAAGCUCCGGGCUUCGAAAAUGAACCAUUCGUUGGUGUGUACAUGGCAUUUCGCCCUGCUCUGGUCAUUCGCGAUCUAGACCUGAUCAAAACGGUGAUGAUCAAGAAGUUCCAAUACUUUAACAACCGCGUACUUCAAACGAACCCGCACAAUGACGCUCUUGGAUUCAACAACCUCUUCUUCGCUCGCAGCCCGGCUUGGAGGGAGUUACGAACCAAGAUCUCUCCGGUCUUUACCACUGGCAAGAUCAAGCAAAUGUAUCCCCUGAUGGUGAAGAUUGGAAAAAACCUUGAGGAUAGUGCUGAACGUCUUGGCAGCGGUUCAAACAUCCAGGUUAAGGAUCUGUGCGCUCGCUUUACCACUGACCUGAUAGCCACUAUUGCCUUUGGUCUAGAGGCCAAUGCUUUGCAGAAUGCCAGGAGCGAAUUCUUCUACCACAAUAAGGCUAUUUUCUCGUUGACCUUGGGUCGAGCAAUUGACUUUGCCAUCAUUUUCAUGCUUCCGGCAUUGGCGCCGCUGGCGCGUGUGAAGCUUUUUUCAAAGGAAACAACGAAGUUCAUCCGGAGCAGCAUUAACUAUGUUCUGACGGAGCGCGAGAGAACCGGCCAAAAGAGGAAUGAUCUUGUCGAUAUCCUUCUAGCUAUAAAGCGGGAGGCUGCCGCGGAUUCCGAGGAGUCGUCGAAGACUAUUGAUCUGGACUACUUGGCGGCCCAGGCGGCCAUUUUCCAGACAGCCGGCUUCGAAACCAGCUCUUCUACAAUGACUCUGGCGCUUUACGAGUUGCCCAGGAACGAUAAACUGCAGCAACGCCUGCGGCAGGAAAUCUCCGGCUUCUUUGGGGACGAGGACCAUGUCAGCUACGAGCGUAUUCAGGAAAUGCCCUACCUGUCUCAGGUCGUUAACGAGACACUCAGGAAAUAUCCAAUCGUGGGGUACAUAGAACGAGAAUGCUCUCAGCCGGAUGAAGGUGAACGGUUCAGCCUUGAUCCUUACCACAACAUGGUUCUACCGCACGGAAUGUCCAUUUACAUGUCCACUCUGGCCAUCCAUCGGUAUAACUUUAUCAUAACGAACACCGCGUGUCCUGUUGGCUGA